CGGGGGUGAAACACCCUCGACCUAUUCUUAAACUUUAAAUAGGUAAGAUUUCGGGGUUGCUUAAGCGAACCCCGAGGAUCAAUGAAAGCUCCAAGUGGGCCAUUUUUGGUAAGCAGAAAUCCCGAUUCUGGAUGAACAGAAAGUCGAGCUACGGUGCCAAACUGCGCGCUAACCCAGACACCACAAAGGGUGUUGAUUGAUACAGGCAGCAGGACGGUGGUCAUGGAAGUCGAAAUCCGCUAAGGAGUGUGUAACAACUCACCUGCCGAAUCAAUCAGCCCCGAAAAUGGAUGGCGCUGAAGCGCGCGACCUAUGCUCGGCCGUCGCGGCGAUUCCGACGCCGCGACGAGUAGGAGGGUGCGGGCCUGCUGCGAAGCCUGGAGCGUGAGCCUAGGUGAAGCGGGUCUCGGUGCAGAUCUUGGUGGUAGKAGCAAAUAUUCAAAUGAGAACUUUGAAGACCGAAGUGGAGAAGGGUUCCAUGUGAACAACGCUGGGACAUGGGUCAGUCGGCCCUARGAGAUGUGGAAACCUUGUAUCAAGGGCACACUGCGCGCCGCACAUCGAAAGGGGGUCGGGUUAAUAUUCCCGAACYGGGUUGUGGAGGUGGACGGUAACGUAAGCAGCUCCGGAGAUGCCGGCGUGGGCCGUGGGGAGGGUUCUCUUUCCUUCUUGACGGCUCGCCCACCCUGGAAUCGGAUCAACCGGAGAUAGGGUGCAGCGCCCGGCAAAGCACCGCGCGUCCUGUGGUGUCAAGCGCGCCCCCGACGACCCUUGAAAAUCUGGAGCUGCGGGUACCUCUCACCCCCGGCUGUAUUCAUAACCGCAUCAGGUAUCCUAGGUGAGCAGCCUCUGGUCAAAGGAAGAAUGUAGGUAAGGGAAGUCGGCAUUAUGGAUCCGUAUUCUUGGGAAAAGGAUUGGCUCUAGGGGCUGGGCCUAGGGGUCUGCGCCUCGAUGUCGUUGGCUGCCGGUGGUCUGCCCGAGCUGCUCUCGCGGCGAGGGCGGAGCCCGCGUGCCAGUGUGCCGACGGGCGUAGAAUGUCUUAUGUCCCCACCUUUCGGGUGGGGCCGUGGGACUCUCCCUAAGCAUCAAACUGCCGACUCAGAACUGGUGCGGACAAGGGGAAUCCAACUGUUUAAUUAAAACAAAGCAUUGC
Molecule: messenger RNA, 1153 nt
Organism: Chara braunii
Lineage: Eukaryota; Viridiplantae; Streptophyta; Charophyceae; Charales; Characeae
Source: the annotation of a GenBank genome assembly